CUCGAGGAUCAUCACCACGAGCACGUUUUUUUUCACAAGGAUGUCUCGUAACGAACCACUAAUCGCGAUUAUUUGAUAGUGCUUGGUGCAGAGUACCUAGACGAAGAGGAAGGAUGCAACUGCAGCGAUUGUUGGUAAUUCUAGGAGCCGUUUUUACUGCGUCGUCGCUGGUAUGCUGUCAGUCUGCCGGCAAAGUUACGUUCCAGGAUGUCGUUCCAGAGGGCCAACCGGAUAACCAAGAGGGUCCCGAAGAAGUUCCGUCGCAACAGAGGGGAUUUAAUCCCGCUCAACACGUGGGAGAUUUAUUUGAAUAUAUCGGUUUCGGAACAGGACGAAACACGGAUCCGUAUUUGGCGAGAGUCAACGAACGUUGCAUAACCGGCGACCUGGCGGAAUGCUUCAAGUCCCGUGCUUUAAGCUAUUUUUCGGAUUUUUUCGACCAUGCCGAAUACUCCCUGAGCGACUACGUCCGAGUUAAGCGGAUGUCUCACGACGUGGUGACGGAAGUGUACCAUCAGCCGUACGAAUAUUCCAACGAGCCUAGGUCUCAGGAAUCGGAAUGGGAUCAACUGGUGAACUUUAUGAAAAGGAAAGCGGAGAGAUUUAUCAAAACAAUGUCCUUUGAAUUAAUUAUACCCACCUCAGAGACUGGUCGCAACGGAGCUUACGAGCCGAGAUUUUUGGACGAAAUCGCUGAAGAGAUUAAUACUCUUGAAAACAAGAAGGAUACUCUAUUUUCUCGCCAUAAAUUCAGGAAACUCUUGAUACCGAUGCUGCUUGUCAUAAAACUCUUCAAGCUGAAACUGCUGCUUUUCUUGCCGUUGAUUUUGGGCCUGGCUUCGUUUAAGAAGUUCCUCGGAUUCCUCGCGAUCGCCAUACCCGGUCUGAUAGGUUUCUUUAAGCUCUACAGGCCGCAAAAUUAUUAUCCGCCAGUUUACACCAAGAACGGUAUCGGUCACCCUCAAUACGGAGUACAUCCAGAUAUCGAUUAUCACGAGGAUCAUUACGGAAACGUAGGAUCCUAUGGUCAGGAUUUGGCGUAUCAGGGUUACCAGCAUUAUAAGCCGUAAUUAACUUAUUUAUUUUGUGUCAUUUUCAUGUUAGAGAAAGAAACGACUAAACAGACAGUCAUA
Dinoponera quadriceps is the source of this 1133-nucleotide messenger RNA. RefSeq lists its product as uncharacterized. Bases 114 to 1070 code for a protein of 318 amino acids. The record is from RefSeq and is a predicted model, not a curated record. The transcript is spliced from 5 exons. NCBI's taxonomy places the organism in Eukaryota, Metazoa, Arthropoda, Insecta, Hymenoptera, Formicidae.